Molecule: messenger RNA, 1332 nt
Organism: Nylanderia fulva
Lineage: Eukaryota; Metazoa; Arthropoda; Insecta; Hymenoptera; Formicidae
Product: ankyrin repeat domain-containing protein 54
Molecular function (GO): protein binding
Source: RefSeq, a predicted model, not a curated record
GACGUCAUAGCGCCGCGCAUGUGACAUGUGUCGAGGAAGUUUAUAUCCGAAUACACUAUAUACAGCAGUGCUUUGACAUAUCUAUGUAGAAAAAGCGCAGGAAACGUUCUGAGAAAGAAGAUUCUCUCACGAGCGAGAAGAGAAGGUUGUGCCACGAAAAGAAAGGACUCGCACCUUGUUCACGAUUCUUUUAUCAUGACAUCGGUAGACUCGGGAGUGGAAACCGGGAACGACUCGAAUGACAGCUUGAGCAUCCAACACGAGAGCCAGCAGCAGCAUGUCGCUGCCUAUCGAGACACCAGCGGUACCAAUCCCAUUAAUUGCAGUAACAAAGAGAGGGAAGAGUACAUCAUUGAGCUGCCACCAAAGGAGAUACAGAGGAAUCCGAAUCCUGAUCUGAUUUUGGCAUAUACCGGUAUCAACCUUUGGAUGUUUGAAAAUAACAAUAUUCCGAGGAACGAAUGGCAAAACAUGUUUCAACAAGCCAUGAAUACUGUCAAAGAAUUGCCAAAUCUGAGGCCAUCGAAUAUGGAAAUCACAGAAACAAUGAGAAGAAAAAUGCCAGGACCAUGUGGAAUAAAUAGAAACAGAACUAGUACAGAGUUAUUGAAAAGUCGAUCUGAUUAUCGUGCUAAAAUAAAAUCGUGUACUUGGUGUAAAAGUACAGCCAAUCAUUUGAAAGAUUGGCAGAUUCAACAUAUUGGACGAAAGAUGCGACUGGCUGCUACUGUAAAUAAUACCGGAUUGAUGAGUAGGCUCUUGAAUUAUGGUGUAUCACCCAACAGUCGUGAUAGUGAUGGACGAACACCACUUCAUCAUGCAGCUUGCAGGGGUUAUACAGAAAUGGUCCAAUUAUUGUUAGAAAAUGGUGCAAAUCCAAAUCAGCGUGAUUGUAUAGGCAAUACUCCAUUGCAUCUAGCAGCGGUUACCAGCAAAAUAUCAGUGGUAACGUUACUUUUAAAAGCCGGUACUGAUGUUCUUGCAUUGGAUAAAUAUGGCUACAAUCCACUGCAGUUAGCGAAAGCAAAAUUGAGAAUGUUACGACGAAAUUAUAACGAUAAUGAUAUGGAUAAUAUGAAGCAGGAAAUGCAUAAUAUAGCUGAGAUGAUAUUGGCAUAUUUGCUGAAGCAAAAUAAUAUGCAAGAGCAAGUAGAAACAUUAAGCAAUUUCUGUUCGCGACUUUCUUUAUCUAGUACCUCAGAUCAGGUUCAAGAUGACGUGAAAGAUUUAUUGGCGAAAAUAAAUUCUCUUAGUAUAUAAAGGGUUAAUUGCUGGUAGAAUGAUAUUAUGCUAUUCAUUUUCAUAAAUUAAAUAAAGCUUUUUAAAAUUUGU